Plasmopara halstedii is the source of this 435-nucleotide messenger RNA. RefSeq lists its product as uncharacterized. The coding region runs from base 1 to 435 and encodes 144 amino acids. NCBI's taxonomy places the organism in Eukaryota, Oomycota, Peronosporomycetes, Peronosporales, Peronosporaceae. The record is from RefSeq and is a predicted model, not a curated record. The transcript has a single exon.
AUGCUUGGGCGUCUUGUGGCUCAGCGGUCAAUAAUUGAUUUGGGAUCAGUUUGGUCCCUGGAUCAAUACCGGUCACCAUGUAAUCAUGGUAAAUUAAAACCCGACGGUUGGGAUCCGAAAACUCGAGGGUUGGGAGUCUACCAAACCAAAAGUUGGAAAGCUUGGGGUAAUUGUCGCGUGCAAGCGCUUCUUGGGACUGAUAACAUAGUCAAGCAUCUGGCAUAUUCCAAUCUACCUUCGGGUAAGUCUCAAUACAGUCAGGCUUGGAGCUUGACGGGUGGAACUUGCCCUCACCCAUGUAUAAUUCCGCAUAAGCCGUUUCAAGGAGCCGGAUGGGAUUAUUCCCUGUGUACGUUCCCGGUUGGCGUUCUCGACUUGGUGUGUAGCUCUACUGGGUUGUCCUCCGAUGACCAUCUCAGUCCACAAGAUGCUUAG